AUGUAAAAAGGAAGUGAUUAAAAAGUAGAACCAUAGUAGCAAAGUUAGCUACAGUAAUCAAAAGAGAUAGUAUAAGAAUAAAGCUGUUAAAAAAGCGAUCCUUUACUUAGAAUAAUUUUUGUAUAUCUUAUAAUAGGAUUUAUUAUAUGCCUUGUUGUAGCUAUUAUUGUAGGGUAUUACUAUUUAUGUUCUCUUUUUUUACCAGCAUAUGCCUCAACCAUAAUAUUAAUUGCAAUAAUCUUAUUUCUACUGCGUAAAGCUACCUACUAUAUUCUUUUUCCAGGUCAGUUUUGUUAUCACCGUACUUCUUUAGAAGAAAAAUUUUGCUACACUAGAAUUCGUCCUAUUGUUUAUCGAUUGGAUCUCAUUUAAAUCCUUUUAAAAUGCCUAAAAAAAGAAGAACCAAUAAAUAAAUUAUUACAUCUAACUUAGCCAGAUCUUAAAUAAGCUAAGUUACAUAUUGAUUAAGCGUUUCAGGCUUUAAUUAAAUUAGAAUAAAGUCAAAAGCUAACUGAUUUGUAAAUAGAGAUCAAGAGAUUAUUUGAUUCAUUUUUGAAAGGACUAGACAGCGCCACUGUUUAGGAUGAAACGUUUACAUUUUCUAUUUAGAACAUAAUAUGUAAUCAAAAAGAUCUAGAUACUAUAAAAUCAUCAUAUGAAACUUUGAAGAUUGAAGAUAGUUAAAAAUUUAAUGAUUUUUGUUUGAUUACAAACUAAACAAAGACCUUAUUAGAGUAAAUAGAAAAUCAGGAUAGCAAACUGAAAAGGAAAUAUAAAAACUAAACAGAAAAGGCAUUAGGUUCUAUAGAAUUUGCAUUAGCUGAAUUUUCGGUUCAAAACAAUAUAAAAAGAUUUUAAAUAAAGGGACAAGACAAUAAUGUUAUUCAUGGCUUAAUAGUUUAUAGUAAGAAACAUUACGAAAAAAUGAUGAAUCAUUCAGAUUAAGUUUUAGAUUAAGACAGUUAAUCACCAACAUUAAUUUUUUGCAAUGGAAAUGCUGGGUUGUAUGAGUUUAACUAUUUUAUAGAUGAUUGGACUCAAUAAGUUGUUCAAGAUUAUGAAAUAAAUGUUGUUUUUUGGAGUUACAGAGGAUAUGGCUAUUCUACAGGAUCUCCAUCGAUUUAAAAUGUUUGCAAAGAUGUUGAGUCAGUUUACGAUUAUGUAAAAGAUAUUCAAAAAUUAUCAAAGAUAGGAGUUUUUGGAACUAGCUUAGGGGGAUUAGUAGCUGCUCAUUUAGGAGCUCACAGAAAAAUUGAUUUUUUAUAUGUGGAUAGAUCAUUCUCUUGUAUAUCUGAUAUUGCUUAUUUUACUAUGUUUAGAGUUUUUAAAUUUGUUGUCAGAUUCCUAACAAAUUACGACUUAUGGUCUCCUUUUAAUUAUGUAAACGCUAAUUGCUAUAAGGUGCUAUCUUACGAUCCAAACGAUGAGGCAAUUGGCUAUAUGUCCUCGAUGAUGAAUGGAGUAUCUAAAUCGAUUGCAUAAAAUGUUUUUCUAGCUUAAAAUAAGAUUUCUUAUUAUUAAUAAAAUGAUUACAGCAUGAUAAAAAAUUUUAAAGGAUUCUGGAAUAGAACUUGUACAUCAAAUAAUAUUUUAGAUUAUUCAACAAAUUUAUUAAUUCCUUUGUAAAUGCAAAAAAAACUUUUCAAAACAUUAUUGCAUAUUUUGCUAGGAAUUAAAAAAGUUAUAACGAAAUCAAAUUAGCAAUUGAAAAUUUAACAGUAACAAAACGACCAAGAAAAACUCUAUUCCCUUAAAAAUUUAAACUAGAAUAAAAAAAAUAAAGUUUCGACCUGUGAUAUAUAAUAUGAUAUAGACGAAUCAUAUGUAUUAAAUGACACUUAAUUAAUAAGUAAUGGAGACUUCAUUCUAGAAAACAUGGAUUCAAAUUAGCAUACUUUCAUAAAUCAAUCUAUUUCUAUGCUAAAAAAGCUAGAUUCUUAAGAUAUUAAAAUAAUUGUAGAUUAAUGCAGUCCUUCACGAAUUGAAACUUCUCAUCCUUAAUAAACACAUAACAACACAACAUCUACUUAAAAAUAAUAUGAGAUCAACAUAGAAGUAAUUAAGUAUAAUUAUACAUUGCCAAAUAAUGAAUUAGAACUAGAAUAAAUAAAAUAAUCUGUAAGAGGCAUAUACACGCUUCUUGAUUAAUAUGAUUCGAGCGGACUAACGCUUCUUGAUUGCCUACACUCAGGCAACUUCCUUAAAUUCUAAACUUUUAUUUUAAAUUUAUUCAUUUGGGGAUCAUAUCCUCCAGUGAGUCUUACUGUAGCUGAAAACCCGUCAAUAAUGGAUCACCAUAGAUAUGUAAAAGCAAAAACAUCACAGCUUAUAAAUAAGAUAAUUUAAUUAAUAAAUGCAAUAAAUUUAUAGCAGAACUAAACAAAUUUUGAAAAAUGCUUACAACAGGAUCUUUAAGUGCUAAAAACAGGAUUUGAAGCUAUCUUUUAGAGCUUAAAAAGCUCAAGUUAAUUUUUUAAUGCUAAGGAUAAUUACAAGUCCCCUAAUAGUGACGCUAAAAGUAAUAAUGCAACUAUUGAUGCUAUUGUAUUAAAUAGUGGUAUUUAUUAAAGAAAUUUUGAAUAAGAAAAACUUAAUUAAGCAGAAGAAAGGUUCCUAUAACAAAAAAUAUAAACUCUAGUAGGAAAUUUGCUAGUGGUUUAAUGUGGACAUGUAGAUCCUUAUUCUAAAAUUGAAGAACUUGCUUUAAGAAAUCAUUUUAGAAAUGCAGGAUUUCUAUGA
Tetrahymena thermophila SB210 is the source of this 2739-nucleotide messenger RNA. Its product is annotated as alpha/beta hydrolase family protein. The transcript is spliced from 12 exons. NCBI's taxonomy places the organism in Eukaryota, Ciliophora, Oligohymenophorea, Hymenostomatida, Tetrahymenidae. Gene Ontology annotation, cellular component: membrane. The record is from RefSeq and is a predicted model, not a curated record. Gene Ontology annotation, molecular function: palmitoyl-(protein) hydrolase activity.